UUUGGUUUUUAUAAUAAAAAGUUGAAAUUUGUGCCCUUUUCAAGUCUUUCUUCAUCAUCUUCAUUCUCAUUCUCAUUUCCAUCCUCUGCUUGCUCUCUUCUCACAGCCCCAUCCUCUUUAAUUACCAUCUCCAAUCCCCUGAACCAGGAUUUAUACCAUUGCGAUUCCGCAAUCCAACACUACUAUCUCUCUAGUUUCCUUUCUUCAUUAGGAAAGAGCAAAAGCAUUCUUUUAUGGUAAAGUUUCGAUUUUUCAAAUUCAUACACUGUCGGAUUCAUACCCUUUUCGCUCCGGGUCUGGAAUUUGGGUUUUUGAGGUUUCUACGGAGUCAAUUCGAGUCUGCGGAAACUCAAUUUGAUAGACUCGUUUCAAAAUGUUGCUUAAGGGUUUUCUUUUGUUCAUGGAUUGAAGUUUUGCUUAAACCAGUUACGAGGUUUCUUGGUUCUUCCAUGUAUCCCCAUCAAUUGAAUUAUAUGUCUUUUAGCCAAUAAUUCUGAUAAACGUCAAGAGGUAGUUUCGUUAAGCUUUAGAAAUGGGAUGCUUUGCAUCAAGGCCGAAUGAUACUGGUGGAAACAGAAGAAAGCCAACGAGCAUCGGAGAUGUUUCAGUAUAUGUACCUGGUUUAAGGAUACCUAAGCCCGUGGAGUUUUCUCAGUCACUGGGUGAUCAAUUGCCAAAGACUCUAGUGGAGCGCUUGACAGCUUUAAGAACGAGAAUAGUUGUGAUGGCAAAUCAAGAAGGACCAACUAUAACAAGAACCAGGAGGAAGACACAGCAUGGAGGUUCUACGCUCGCAGAUCUCCAUCACGCUUUGGAAGAUUAUAUACCGGUUCUCUUAGGAUUAACUAAAGAUGGUAGCCAUUUACAAUUCAAAGUACAGUUUAAUUGGGUAAAUCAGGAAGAUGAAGAAGAGGAAACAGCCAUGUCAAAUGUUUGGUAUGAAAUAUUGUCGGUUUUGCAUCUAAUGGCAAUGUUACAAAUGUCACAAGCCAAUUUACUGCUUCUUCCUAGAGGUUCCAGUGAUGGCUAUCAUCCAAAAAUAUCAGAAGAAAAUAGGCGAGCUUCAAUCGAUAUCUUCUUAAAAGCAGCUGGAUACCUGGACUGUGCUGUGAAGCAUGUUCUUCCUCAUUUUUCAACCGAGCAGAGGAGAAGUUUACCAAUUGACCUAGCAGAAGGAGCUUUACGUGCACUUUGCUUGCAAGCAUUAGGCCAGGGUGUUGAUAUCCAACUUGGGAUGGCGAUUGAUAGUGCAAAAGCCACUCUUGCCGUGAAGCGAAGACUUUCAUGUGAAAUGGUGAAAUACUGGCAGCAGGCACAAGAUAACUUAAUGAAUCUUCCAUUAGCAAACGGGUGGGGCGAAAAGCAUAUGCUCUUUGUUAAGUGGAAGUAUGUUGAAGCUAAGGCUGCAGCUUACUACUACCACGGUCUGAUUCUUGAUGAAGGAAAUACAGAGAAAUCACAUGGCAUGGCGGUUGCUGCUUUACAGGCUGCAGAUGAGUGUUUGAAAGAAAGUAAGAAAGCAAGUGAGGCGUUUAACACCUCUUCACCCACGUCAAGGACUCCUUCACUUUUCGGGACAAUGAAAUAUCUAUCAGAGAAAAUACCAAAAGAAACUUCAAGUAAAGUCAGGAUAAACCGUGAUCUAUACUCUUAUGAAAAGAUCAUGGAGACAGCACCAACGCUUCCUGAUUUUGCCUUGGCAUUGAAACCCGAUGAGUACCAACUUCCUUCUGUUGAUGCGUCAUGGUCUGAAGCCAGUCUACGGACUAAAAACACAUCAAAUCACAUAUAGGGCAACCAAAGAUAGAGCAGUGAAUAGAAUGCAUAUCAACACCUUAUAGAGUUACAAUGCCAAUGGCCGCCAUAGAAACACAAAUGGUAUAGCUCUAUAACUACCCUAGUGAUUCUCCAAAUGUCAAAUAAUAUAUGGGUGUGAAAAAAGUACCGAAUUGGAUUAGUUUUCAGGUAAAAAUAUGGGAAGAUGUCGUCUGUUUUCUCUGUAUGUUGUUGUAAUUUUGUAUGUUUAGUGCAAUAAAAUUCGAUUCUUUCUGUUCCACAUUC
Molecule: messenger RNA, 2061 nt
Organism: Arabidopsis thaliana (thale cress)
Lineage: Eukaryota; Viridiplantae; Streptophyta; Magnoliopsida; Brassicales; Brassicaceae
Product: Endosomal targeting BRO1-like domain-containing protein
Exons: 13
Coding region: 533-1792 (419 amino acids)
Source: RefSeq, marked reviewed